GCGAGAGGAAUUGGCAGCCGCUCCCGCCCCCUCCCCCCACAGUUCCCGGGCCGUGGGCGGGCUCGAGGACGCGUCGUCGGCUUUGGGAGACGGUGACAGAGCUCUCGCGCUCUCUCGAGUUCCACCGCUGGGCGGAAAGCUUUUGUCCGGGGCCGGCCAGGAACGUGGCCCUCCAGGAUUCCCGAUGGUGUCCAUGACUUUCAAGCGGAGCCGCGGCGACCGCUUCUACAGCACCCGGUGCUGCGGCUGUUGCCAUGUCCGCACCGGGACCAUCAUCCUGGGGACCUGGUACAUGGUGGUGAACCUGUUGAUGGCAAUCUUGCUGACUGUGGAAGUAACUCAUCCAAACUCCAUGCCCGCUGUCAACAUUCAGUAUGAAGUCAUUGGUAAUUACUACUCCUCUGAGAGAAUGGCUGAUAAUGCCUGUGUUUUAUUUGCUGUCUCUGUCCUAAUGUUUAUAAUCAGUUCAAUGAUGGUAUAUGGAGCAAUUUCGUAUCAAGUGGGCUGGCUGAUUCCAUUCUUUUGUUACCGGCUUUUUGACUUCGUUCUCAGUUGCCUGGUUGCUAUCAGUUCUUUCACUUACUUGCCGAGAAUCAAGGAAUAUCUGGAUCAGUUACCUGAUUUUCCCUAUAAAGAUGACCUCCUGGCAUUGGAUUCCAGCUGCCUCCUGUUCAUUGUGCUUGUGUUCUUUGUCUUGUUCAUCAUUUUUAAGGCGUACCUAAUCAACUGUGUUUGGAACUGCUAUAAGUACAUCAAUAACAGGAACAUGCCGGAGAUCGCCGUCUAUCCUGCCUUUGAAACACCCCCCCAGUAUGUUUUGCCUACCUAUGAAAUGGCCGUGAAGAUGCCUGAGAAGGAACCACCGCCUCCUUACAUCCCUGCCUGAAGAGAUUCUGCAUUUGUCAAUAAACUCUAUACCAGCUUUUGGUUUUGUUUCUUUUACAGGAUGCUGCGAUACAGGGCUUUUCAAACUUGUUUGAUAGAAACUACAUUAUACUUUGUUUAUGCAUUAACUUUCAAACACUAACAAGCUUUUUGAAUAUCUAUUAAAAGUUUUUGUUUUUUAAAUCUAUUACAUUUUAGUAGUUUUUGAAGACAAUCUAGGUUAAGCAAGAGCAAAGUGCCAUUGUUUGCCUUUAACUGGGGGGUGGGAAGGAGACGUUUCUCCACAUAAUUUCUUUUAUAACUUUGCACUUUCUUUUACAUAAGAGUUUGCAUUUAGUUAUUUGCUACCCUGAAUACUUUCAGGAAGAAUGGAUUAAAUAUUCAGGGUGAAUGAGUUGGGUAGAAGAUUGGAAAAUUUCAGCUAUGAAAACCAGAAAACAAUUCCAUUUUCAUUUGACUUUGGGAAAUGAUGACUGCAUGUUUCUAAUUUGUAUGUAUUUCCAUCUUUGUGAUAAGAUGCUUUAAUAAAUCUCUUAAAUAUU
Molecule: messenger RNA, 1427 nt
Organism: Sorex araneus (European shrew)
Lineage: Eukaryota; Metazoa; Chordata; Mammalia; Eulipotyphla; Soricidae
Gene: LAPTM4A
Product: lysosomal protein transmembrane 4 alpha
Exons: 7
Coding region: 185-886 (233 amino acids)
Cellular component (GO): lysosomal membrane
Source: RefSeq, a predicted model, not a curated record